This is a messenger RNA of Cladophialophora psammophila CBS 110553, 834 nucleotides long. RefSeq lists its product as uncharacterized. The record is from RefSeq and is a predicted model, not a curated record. The transcript has a single exon. The coding region runs from base 1 to 834 and encodes 277 amino acids. NCBI's taxonomy places the organism in Eukaryota, Fungi, Ascomycota, Eurotiomycetes, Chaetothyriales, Herpotrichiellaceae.
AUGGCGCUUGAUUCAACAACAAAGCUCUCAAUUGCGGAAUUGGCGAUUUACAUCGUUCUCCUCCCUCUCACUGCUUGGCUGCUUUACAAGCAUGGUCGGCGUGCUCUUGCAACUUUUUUCUUCCUUUUUGCCUUCGAUAUCCUCCGCAUUGUGGCCGCAGGCAUUCAAAUCAGCAAUCACAAUAACACUCACCCAUCCACAUCAGGGGCGAUCGUUUCCUCCAUUGGCCUUAGCCCUUUGCUGCUUGCCUGUGCUGGUUUGCUGGCAUUGUUAAGAGGCUACUACGCGACGUCAAAUAGAAGUCAAUUUGCAACACUGAUUGAAGAGGCGGCCAUUCAUGUUGGCGCGAUUACUGGCAUUGCGCUACUUGCAACCGGCGGAACGAAGCUCGGAGAUGACAACGACACUCAAUCAGACAUCAACACGGGCUAUACACUGCUCGAAGCUGGAGCUGUCAUCCUCCUGGUCACCUGGAUUGCGGUCUCUUUCCUCUGCGGUCAAAUCUGUCUCAAGCUUCAGAACCAGCGAAGCGCAGGGUUCGUGAUGGUUUUGGCAUGCACCUUCAUCGGUGUAAGAGCCAUUUACAGCGUGGUAUAUGCUUUCGACCAUGCCAAGUCGCUUAGCCCCUUCACGGGAACUUUUGCUGUCAAGUUCGUGUUCAUGUUCUUGGUACAGCUGAUUGCAUUUCUGUUACUGCUUGCUGUUGCGUUUGUGACUCGCAAUAUCCUGAGCGAUCAUGGGUUGAGUGCAUGGGCCCAGGAACGGAGAACGGGGAACCGGGGCGGGCGCAGUCGUGACACAUCUGUUCCGCUUACAUCACGAUCCUCCAAAUAA